AUGCUUCUGUCUCAAGUACUUUUUUCUUAUUUAAAAAAAAAUACUAUCAAACUGGGAAAAUUAGUUAAUGGUAGGAAAAAUCAAGCUAUUGCAAGAAAUUUUAAAGAGAGGGCAGAUGAAUUUAUGAAAUCACCAAUGGGAAUGAGAUUUAAAAUGAUAAUUCUAACUGGUACAAUUACAAUUUAUCCAAUUGGAGCAUUUAUUGUUAAUGGACCUUUAAUUAAGUAUACAUUUCCUUGGCGUUUUAAUGUAUCAUAUGAACUUCCAGAAAAAUUAAAAAAAUUAAUUGAUGAGGAGUAUAGUAAUUUUUUAGAAAAACAAUCUCGUAAAAAAAAUGAUGCAGUUGUAAGAUUUUCUAUAAAUAAUGAUGAAUCAGUACAUGAUUCUACUUCAAAAUCAUCUUUAUCUAUUAGAUUUGGGGCAGAAAUAAGUUUACCAUUUUAUUGCCAGUUUGAGUCUAUUGAAGAAGCAACUGAAUAUUAUUGGGAUAGUAAAUUAGGACAAGAAAUUGUAGAGACUAUGUAUUUAACUGAUAGAGCAAAAAAAUUUUUAAUAACAAGAGACAUGUUUGCUAAUGAUGGUUAUCAGGCAUUUGCAAAUCGUCCUAUAAUUUGGACUGUCUGGACAAUGGUUUCAUCUUUUUUUGUUUUUGCAAUUCAUAAUAAAUCAAAAAUAUGUAAUAAAUCAGCAGUAUCAUUUGCUAUUUUAUAUUCAAUAAUGUUAGGAUUUUCAUCAUUUGGUAGUGCACAAUGGCAUCAAUUUUAUCGUUGUGUGCAAGAUUUACGUGGAGAUGAUGAAGUUUUACAUAUGAAUUCAAGUUAUUGUGAUGGAGCAAAAGAAUACUACAUUAAAAUGUUAAGAAGAAAUAGAUUAUUUAGAACCAUUAUGAAGGAUGGACUUAAUAAAAUUACUGCUGUUGGUGAUAUUAGAGGGACAAGUACUUCUAUAGUUGCAAGGUAUAAUUUAUUACUAACAAAACACUAA
This is a messenger RNA of Strongyloides ratti, 984 nucleotides long. RefSeq lists its product as hypothetical. Lineage: Eukaryota; Metazoa; Nematoda; Chromadorea; Rhabditida; Strongyloididae. The coding region runs from base 1 to 984 and encodes 327 amino acids. The record is from RefSeq and is a predicted model, not a curated record. The transcript is spliced from 4 exons.